Molecule: messenger RNA, 630 nt
Organism: Penicillium daleae
Lineage: Eukaryota; Fungi; Ascomycota; Eurotiomycetes; Eurotiales; Aspergillaceae
Exons: 1
Coding region: 1-630 (209 amino acids)
Source: RefSeq, a predicted model, not a curated record
AUGCAGUACAAGGCCCUUGCCACUCUGCUCUUCGCCACUGCAGCUCUCGCUGUCCCGGCUUCUGAUACCACCAUCAGCCCCGACGACUUGCUGGAUGAUAUCACCAUGCCCAUCAUGACCGAAACCAUCCCCAGCGGUAUCCUGUCCGUCAUUGAGACCGCCAUCCCCAGCACCUGGUACCAGGCCCUCGAGACCGACUCCGCCUUCCAGUCUUCCGUGCUCAACGACAUCCUCCACAGCACCUAUCCAGCUUGGUACAACAGUCUGCCCAACAGCGUCAAGUCAUGGGCCACCGCCGAGGGUGAGGCCGAGUUCUCGGCUCUCUCCAGCUACUUCAGCGGCAUGCCCACUGUUACUCCCACUUCGGGCUCCGGCUCCGCCGGUAGCAGCUCUCACGCCUCGUCCACUCCUCUCUCCACCGGCCACAGCUCGACUUCCGCCUCUACUCGCCUGACUUUGACCUCCACUGCCACCCAGACCAAGACGGCCUCCGGCAGUGGCUCUUCUUCAAGCUCUGCUUCCGGUUCUGGAACUUCUACCUCUACUGGGGGUGCCCCAGCUGCUACUGGUGGCCUUGCUAUCAGCCUGGCUGGCGCGGCUGGUGUCCUAGGUCUUGCCUUUGCUCUGUAA